Molecule: messenger RNA, 1797 nt
Organism: Cryphonectria parasitica EP155
Lineage: Eukaryota; Fungi; Ascomycota; Sordariomycetes; Diaporthales; Cryphonectriaceae
Product: putative oxidoreductase
Exons: 9
Coding region: 1-1797 (598 amino acids)
Biological process (GO): secondary metabolite biosynthetic process
Molecular function (GO): oxidoreductase activity, acting on CH-OH group of donors; flavin adenine dinucleotide binding
Source: RefSeq, a predicted model, not a curated record
AUGUUGGUGAAAUACCAGCUUGCGGCUCUGGCACUUGCAACACGUCUCGCCAGCAGCUAUGACUACGUGAUUGUCGGUGCAGGUGCAGCCGGCUUGACCGUGGCCAAUAGGCUUUCUGAGGACAGCAGCGUCACCGUUCUUGUGAUCGAGGCUGGAGACUUCGACCAGGACGAAGACUACAUCACCAUCCCGGGACUGGCUGGCGGAGCGAUCGGCACCAAAUACGACUGGAACAUCAGCUACGCAGCGAAUCCCGAAUUGCAGGGUCGAGAAGUGUCGAUCCCCCAGGGCAAGAUUGUCGGGGGUUCGACAAAGCUGAACCGCAUGGUCUUCGACCGAGGCUCGAAAGCAGACUUUGAUGCUUGGGCUGAGCUGGGUAAUGCCGGCUGGGACUAUGAUGGCCUGUAUCCGUAUUUCAAAAAGCAAGAGAAAUUUACGGCACCCGAUGCGGAUAUUGUCGCCGAGUACGGUGUUGAGAUCGACCCAAGCUCGCACGGCUAUUCUGGUAAUAUCCAGGUCAGCUAUUCGCCGUUUUUCUGGCCAUUGACGCACAACAUUGUCAAUGCAACGGAGGAAUUGGGAAUUACUAUUCCGAAGGACCAGGCCUCUGGAGAACCGAUUGGAGGCUAUUUCUGCCCUCAUGAUAUCGAUCCAGUCACCAUCACACGGUCUUCUGCAGAAGAGGCUGAAUACGAUGGUGUGAAGAAUCGUACAAACCUCCAUCUCAUUACCGGGCAGCAAGUAACGCGGCUGCUCAUCGACUCAUCCAAUGGCACGGCCAAGGUCACUGGUGUGGAGUACGCAGCAUCCGUAGAUGCGGAGAGGUCGACAAUCUCCGUGGGCAAAGAAGCCAUCUUGGCUGCUGGGUCAAUUUUCACGCCCCAGAUCCUCCAAGUUUCCGGGAUUGGGUCAAGCAGUCUCCUUGAGGAGAUUGGUGUCUCAACAGCCGUGGAUCUGCCAGCUGUUGGGCAAAAUUUCCAGGAUCAUGUUCUCCUGUACACGGCUGCUACAGUGGCCACCGACGAAAUCACGAGCGGUGAUCUCACUAGCAAUGCUACAUUCGCGGCCGAAGCACUGGCAGAAUACGAACUAGACAAGACAGGGCCCUACUCUACCCCCACCGGUGACUUCUUACUGUUCUUGCCUCUGACUACAAUCACCAACGAUACCUCCAUCGCUGCUCAGGCCACCACGCAGAAUGGAACGCAGUACCUCCCAGCUGACACGCCCGCCGAGGUGGUCGCCGGCUACGAGAAACAGCAGGCCGUCAUGAACAGCCGCCUGAACAGCACAGACUCAGCCAUCAUGGAGUAUAUCUGGGACACAGGCUCUCUGGUUCUCGGACUCGAGCACCCUUACUCCCGCGGUACCGUCCGCGCAGGCUCGAACAGCACCUUCGAUGCACCCAUUGCCACGCCCGGCUACCUGUCCAACCCAAUUGACGUGCAGGUCCUGAUCGAAGCGGUCAAGUAUACCAGGACCAUCAGGGACACCGCUGCCAUCCAGGCCCUGCUGCCCGUCGAGACUUCGCCAGGGCUGAACGUGACGAGCGAUGCGGAUCUUGAGAACUUUGUCCGGGCGAACUCGGCUACGCUGUACCACCCGUCUGGGAGCUGCAAGAUGGGACCACGGGAGGAGGGAGGCGUCGUGGACACUUCCUUGAAGGUGUAUGGGACGAGCAACCUGCGGCUUGUGGAUGCCAGUGUGAUUCCGUUGAUGCCGGCGACACAUCUCAUGACAGUUGUCUAUGGUAUUGCAGAGAAGGCUUCUGAUAUCAUCAAGGGCGUGUCACCAUGA